AUGAGCAUCGCAAGAGGAACAACAUACAGGCAGCAGCGCCCUGCCCUGCUGGAAACCCCUCACAGGCAGCAGCGCCCUGCCCUGCUGGAAACCCCUCACAGGCAGCAGCGCCCUGCCCUGCUGGAGACCCCUCACAGGCAGCAGCGCCCUGCCCUGCUGGAAACCCCUCACAGGCAGCAGCGCCCUGCCCUGCUGGAGACCCCUCACAGGCAGCAGCGCCCUGCCCUGCUGGAAACCCCUCACAGGCAGCAGCGCCCUGCCCUGCUGGAGACCCCUCACAGGCAGCAGCGCCCUGCCCUGCUGGAAACCCCUUACAGGCAGCAGCGCCCUGCCCUGCUGGAGACCCCUUACAGGCUCCAAAAUUAUCCAAGGCCAAGUCAUGUAAAUCGACAUCAGGCUGCCAAUGGACAAUACCAGCCCCCCUAUGGACAGAAUCACGCCUCACACAGACAGUGGCAGGCCCCGAAUCAACCAUAUCGGGCUGCUAAUGGACGAUACCAAGCCACCCAUGGACAACCACCACAGCCGCAGGCCCAGAAUCAACCAUAUCAGGCCCAGAAUCAACAGUGGCAGACCACUAAUGGACAGCAAAGGCCCACCAAUGCUCAACAGCAGGCCUGUAAUGUUCCGCAGCAGGCCCCCAACCUACAGACCCCCACUGAUCAGCAGGCCUCUUAUGGCCAACAGCAGGCCCCCAAUGUACAGGCCUCCACUGAUCAGCAGGCCUCCCAUGGCCAACAGCAGGCCCCCACUGAUCAGCAGGCCUCCCACGGCCAACAGCAGGCCCCCACUGAUCAGCAGGCCUCCCACGGCCAACAGCAGGCCCCCACUGAUCAGCAGGCCCACCACGGCCAACAGCAGGCCCGCACUGAUCAGCAGGCUUCCCAUGGCCAACAGGAGUCCCCCACUGAUCAGCAGGCCUCCCACGGCCAACAGCAGGCCCGCACUGAUCAGCAGGCUUCCCAUGGCCAACAGGAGGCUCGCACUGAUCAGCAGGCUUCACAUGGCCAACAGGAGGCCCGCACUAAUCAGCAGGCUUCCCAUGGCCAACAGCAGGCCCCCACUGAUCAGCAGGCCUACCACGGCCAACAGCAGGCCCUCCCUGAUCAUUGGCAGGCUCCUGAUGGUGAAAUGUAUUUCAAUAUACCACUAUGGCUGAAGGAGAACAAAGACCUACAGCGUCGUCUGAAGAACACGGAAGAGCUUCUUGAAGUGGAGAGGGAAAUCUCAGCAUGUUUAGAAGAAGAGGUGGAAAAAAUGACACCUUUCCUUAAUGCAGCUCAGGAGAUAUCAAUUUAUGAGCACAAGACCAAGGAAGAGCUCCUGGUGCUUGUUGCAGCUUUGAGCAGCCAGCUGAAAAGUGAAACCCGUCACAAAGAAGUCCUGGAAAAAGAGUUAGAGGGCGCCAAGCAUCAGCUCGCGCGACCCAUUUUUCAGAGACUGACUGAAGAAAAAGAGGCUCCUCAACAGGAGAUCCAGAUCCUUAAGAAGGAGGCAGAGAGCAGUGAGAAAGGUACAGAGAAGCUGGAGAGGUUAGAGUUACAGCUGGAGAAGACCAACAGCAUCCCCCAGCUUAACUCCCAACUGAUCAUUCAGGUAAAGGCUAAUGAGACACUACAGAGGGAAGUGGAUGGAUUCAAGCAAGAAGAGCUCUAUGAGUGUAUGACAAAGGAAAAGGACAGUAAGGGAGACACUCCUGUGGAUGUCACACCACCUGAAGACAACCCAAACGCACCAGAGGAGAUCCAGGAGUCCACUGAGGAGAUCCAAGGAGCCCCUGUGGACUUUCAGGAGGCCACUGAGGAGAUCGAAGAAAACUCUGAGGAUAGUCUGCCGCUCUAUGAAGAGAUCCAGAUAAUGCUUAGAGCGUACCAUGAGGAGCAGAUCAGGAUCAAACGUGAGAUGGAGAGUGUCUCAGCAUGGCGCAGGUUUAAGAAGUUGAUGACUCCUAGGCACAGGCGCCUGUACAAACACCAGCAACAGGGGCAGAAUCAGGUGUGA
This is a messenger RNA of Xyrichtys novacula (pearly razorfish), 2001 nucleotides long. NCBI's taxonomy places the organism in Eukaryota, Metazoa, Chordata, Actinopteri, Labriformes, Labridae. The record is from the annotation of a GenBank genome assembly.